AUGUCGUUGUCCCUGAAAGCCGUUAGUGCGGAUGGGUACUAUCAGCCAGCCGAUUUUGAUGCGAGCAAGCAUGGGACUUUGAAUCGGAUCAACAAAACACAUCGCCUAGGACGAAGGAAGCGGCCGGAUGGGACUGUGGUAGUCCGGUUUGAGAUGCCAUACAAAGUGUGGUGUCUGAAUUGUAACGAGAUCUUGGCGAAAGGAGUUCGGUUCGAUGCUCGGAAAAAGCAAGCUGGGUCGCUGGGACCGGGUUGCCCGAUCUUCGAGUUCUACAUGACAUGUCUCUUUUGCAAGAAUCCUAUCACCAUCAAGACGGAUCCGGAAAGUACCGAAUAUAUCUGCGUGGAGGGUUGCCGACCCCGAAUCGAACAUUGGUCGGAACGAGCGGAAGAGGAGGAAACGAUCCAUGACGCUACCGGCUGCGCACCCACAAGCCCCGAGCCCGAAUCUCACCGGGGGACUACCGUAGAUGACCAUCGGGACGUUGAUUCUCGGGACGUUGAUUCUCGGGACGUUUAUUCUCGGGACGUUGAUUCUCGGGACGUUGAUUCUCGGGACGUUUAUCCGCACGUUUACCGCCAAGUCGAUUUCAGGUCAGUGGCGGAGUUGAAGGAACUCGAUGACAACCCUCUAAUUAGGAGACAAGUGCGCAAACAUGAUCAAGAUCGACAUCGAAAUAACUUCGAAAGAUUACGAUCCAUAAAACUUCUGAGCGAUCGCGCUGGCCAGGACGAUGCUCUAAACAACGCGGCACUGAGAAAUGCCUAUAGAACAAAAGGCGGACUGACCACGACUGCGGAAGACAACGCCUUGGUGAAAGACAAAGUCUUGGCGGGACGCGGGUCCAAAGCGGGAGCCUUCAACCCGAACUUCGUCCUACCUGUCCUAGCACUGACAGAAAACGAACAAGCAGCCGCCAGAGCCACCUUGGACAAAUACAGAUCUAAAAAACCGCCCAAAGAUCGAGUAAAGACCUUAAAAUCAAAACUCAAAAAACAUCUAGCAAUGUGA
Messenger RNA from Gregarina niphandrodes, 1011 nucleotides. RefSeq lists its product as hypothetical. The record is from RefSeq and is a predicted model, not a curated record. Lineage: Eukaryota; Apicomplexa; Conoidasida; Eugregarinorida; Gregarinidae. Gene Ontology annotation, biological process: mRNA splicing, via spliceosome. The transcript has a single exon. Gene Ontology annotation, cellular component: U2-type spliceosomal complex; post-mRNA release spliceosomal complex. Bases 1 to 1011 code for a protein of 336 amino acids.